Messenger RNA from Tinamus guttatus (white-throated tinamou), 761 nucleotides. NCBI's taxonomy places the organism in Eukaryota, Metazoa, Chordata, Aves, Tinamiformes, Tinamidae. The record is from RefSeq and is a predicted model, not a curated record.
UCCUAACGGACCUUCUUUCCUCGCAGGCGUGAAUGACAGAGGAGGUGCCCCCGACGGCGCUUACCGACGUAAACCUGCGUCUCCUCUGCCACGAUGACAUAGACACAGUGAAACAGCUCUGCGGAGACUGGUUCCCCAUCGAGUACCCUGACUCAUGGUACCGAGAUAUCACUUCCAACAAGAAGUUCUUUUCCCUUGCAGCCACGUAUAGAGGCUCCAUCGUGGGAAUGAUAGUAGCAGAGAUCAAGAGCAGAACAAAAGUGCAUAAAGAGGAUGGAGACAUCCUAGCUUCCAAUUUUCCCGUGGACACUCAAGUUGCUUACAUCCUAAGUCUUGGAGUGGUGAAGGAGUUCAGAAAACAUGGGAUAGGUUCGCUCUUGCUUGAAAGUUUAAAAGAUCAUAUAUCAACAACUGCCCAGGAUCACUGCAAAGCCAUCUAUCUGCAUGUCCUCACCACUAACAACACAGCAAUAAACUUCUACGAAAACAGAGACUUUAAACAGCACCACUAUCUUCCCUAUUAUUAUUCCAUAAGAGGGGUCCUCAAAGAUGGCUUUACCUACGUUCUCUACAUCAACGGCGGACAUCCACCCUGGACAAUCUUUGACUACCUACAGCACAUUGGGUCAACACUAGCCAGCCUGAGCCCCUGUUCAAUCCCACAGAGGAUAUACCGGCAAGCCCAGAGCCUUCUCUGCAGCCUCCUGCCGUGGUCUGGCAUCUCUGCCAAGAGUGGCAUUGAGUACAGCCGCACGAUGUGA